Messenger RNA from Entrophospora sp. SA101, 645 nucleotides. The record is from the annotation of a GenBank genome assembly. Lineage: Eukaryota; Fungi; Glomeromycota; Glomeromycetes; Entrophosporales; Entrophosporaceae.
AUGAUUAAUAAACUCAAAGAACCUCAUUCCAUGGAAGCUGUAAAGUUUCUUCGCCAGUACCUUCUUGAUGCUAUAGAAUUCACAGAAGUUCCUGAUCAGCAUAAUCAUUUGAUAGAAUUCUUGGCAGCAGAAGGUGUCUUGACACCUGCUGAUAGUUCCUUGAACAUGGUCAGAUUAUCAUCCCCCCUUGUUGGUACAUACAUCAAAAUGGAUGUUCUUCCAGAAUUAUUUCCACAUGCACCUCAAAGUGAGAUUCCUCUUGAUAGAUAUCAGAAACUUGAUAUCCUUAAGAUGCUUCAAGUAGUUGUUACUUUCUUUGAUAUGGAUCUCAUUUGUCUGGCACCUUUAUGUUGUUUCAAGAAAGCAACUGUACCUGUUAAUGAUAAAAGUGGGAGGAAAAUUCCUAGGGAAAGCACCUAUGAUCAGGAAUUAAUAAGGAUUUUGAGAAACUGGCUUGUUUCAUACACUGUUACUGGACAAUGGCACUUGACAGAAGUUAGUCAGGAUGGAGAUUAUGUGCAUUGUUAUAUUGACAUUGUAAUCAAUGGUAAUGAAGAAAACAUUGUAUUAGAGCUUGUGGCCACAGCUAAUCAAUCAAAUCUAGAAGAACAUUUUAAUCAUGCUUUGUCCUAUGCAAUUCCUUAG